This is a messenger RNA of Schistosoma mattheei, 3504 nucleotides long. The record is from the annotation of a GenBank genome assembly. Lineage: Eukaryota; Metazoa; Platyhelminthes; Trematoda; Strigeidida; Schistosomatidae.
CACACAUAACCAGAGGUUUAAAAGGAUAGCGCCUAAACUAAACAGUUGCGUGCUUGGCGGAGUCAUGUGUACUGGAGUGUAUACGUUCAGGAUAUGAGUAAUCACUAGGUUAUUUGCAUUAGUUGGCAACCAACAUUUUCUUUAUUUUUGUUAUAGUUUUAAUCUUUAAACAUUUCCUGACUACCUGGUUCACGUUAUUUAUUCUAAUGCCGGUUUACAAAGUGAAUAUAAAGUGGCAGAAGAAUAAGUACUCAAAUGUGGAAUGUAACACCGAUGAGUGUCCCGAGUUAUUCAAGGCGUUACUUUUCUCGCUUACUGGUGUUCCUCCCGACCGUCAAAAAAUUAUGAUGCCUGGAGGAAUAUUAGGCGAUAAAGAUUACAAUGGCAUUAAACUGAAGGAUGGAAUUAACGUCAUGCUUGUUGGGUCUGUUGACGAAGUACCAAUUUCCGAAACCCCUUGUUUGGAUGAUUCGAAAGUUGCGCAUUACACUGAAGACACUAUAAAACUACCGCCUGGCCUCGUUAAUCUUGGCAACACUUGUUAUAUGAAUGCAGCUGUGCAAUUGCUUUUCUCAAUCCCAGAAUUGCGUUUAGCUUUGCAGAUAUGCCGUUUUCCCCAAACUUCACUGAAUUCGCCGAAUCUUGAUUCCCUGUGCGAAAGCUUGAAGUUUUUGUUCAAUUCCCUAAGCAAAACUGAAAAACCGGUUACUCCUCUGCUCUUCUUGACUUGCUUGCACAGUGUUUGUCCGCAGUUCGCCUCACGUGCAUCGUCUUCUGAUGCAAGUAAAUCCGCUCCAGGUGCUCUAUCUAUGAUUACUCAUGGCUUCGAACAACAAGAUGCUAGUGAAUGUUGGACAGAGCUAAUCAGAGCAUUACAGAGUAGCAAGAUUGAUUCUCAAGUUUAUGCGUCAACAGUGAAUUUGCCUCAAAGUUUUUGUACAACAUCCCAAUGGAAUCCUAUAGAAAGAUUUCUUGCUGGUCAGUUAUCUUGCAAACUUACAUGUACUGAAUCAGAUGAACCCGAAACAGAUAGUCUAGAAACGUUUACUCAACUUUCUUGCUUCAUGCAUCAAGAUGUAAAAUAUUUGCUCACUGGUAUUCGAAAUGGAUUAACGGGAAAUCUAACUAAGCAUUCAUCUUUGCUGGAUCGAAACGCAGUUUAUAAACGUCUGUCUCUUAUUAGUCGGCUUCCAGCUUACUUAUGUAUUCAUUUUGUUCGCUUCUUCUACAAGGAAGAUAAACAGAUUAAUGCUAAGUUUAUGUAUAAAUUACAACUUUAAAAGAAAACGAAUAAUUACUGUUGCCAGUCCGAAAUGUUCCUGCUUGGAGAUAACUAACAGUCAUGUUCGUAGAAAAUACUCGGAGAUCCUCUCUAAAUUAUCCCGCUGUAUAAGCUGCAAAUUCUGAUUAUUGUGUUACGUAUAUUUCAGCUUUGUGGUUCGUCAAUUUAAACUAACUACACUUUUUAUGAUAAAAGUUGUUGAUCUCAAAAGACAGUUUUCGUAUAAAAUUCACGCUUAUGAAAAUCCUUGUGAUGCAAAGUAAAAGGUCUGAGGAGCGUCGUUGGUACAUUUUUACUAAAAGAUGUAUCUCGUAGUUCCAAAUGAUCAAUCUUUAUUCUGAAGGUCGUAAAGCUUUUAAAAAAUUCGUGAUACUACUAUGCGUAUUAUUUUAUAGAUUUUAAAGGAUGUAAAAUUUCCACUAACAUUGGAUAUGCACGAAUUUUGUACGCCUGAGUUGCAGCGGAAAUUACUACCCAUGCGUGAAAAACAGCGCCUCAAAGAAGAUGAAGUGGUUAAUCCCUCAAGUCAAACAAAUACUUUCAAAAGUAAACCAGAUUCUGUACGACCUGAUCCAUUCCAAAAUCCUGACUUGUACGAACCUAACUUUUUCGCUGAUGAUCCCGGUUCGAAUAACUCUGGGUACUACGAUCUUCAAGGUGUUUUGAGCCACCAAGGUAGGACAAGUACUAGUGGGCAUUAUGUUGCUUGGGUGAAAAAACAAGAUUGCCUACAAAAGAACAAGUCAGGAGGGGUCAAGUGAUGAUUACAUCACAACUCUAUCAGUUCGUCUACAGAAAGCAUUAUUAAAUCUAAAUUGUACGUAGAGAGUACAUUUCAGAAGUAGCUUUCCUUGGUAGUAUCACGGGGAAGCAAAUAUCAAGGUUUUUUUCUCGUUAUAGUCAUACAAAAACAUAUGGUCUCCACAAAAUAAACAUGUAGAGAGUGAAAAAACUUGGAUGAAUCCAUAGUGUUGCAUACAAUGGUAUCACAUCUGAAGAGUUGAGAGAUUUAUGCUAACCCCUCAGUAAUCAAUAAUUGGUAAGAAAAGUUAUUUAUUUUCAUGGGAAAUAAAAGAAAAUUAUUAAAAAAUUGGGAAGGAUUUUCGUGGAGUUCGAAGUUGAUGACAGAGUCAUCUUUUAAGAGGCUCCUUCAGAGAAUUUGUCAGCAUCUGAUAAAAUGGAAAAUCUGCCUGGAGACAUCUAGGGUUAAUACCAGUAACGAGCCCGGUUAAACGAAAAAUGAUGGAUACACUGUUAUCAACAAUACCUCGUCAAAAAACGCAAACAAGAAGAAAUCAUCUAAACCCUUUAAACUCUGCCCUGUGAAGAAAAGGGUUUCGUCACACAGAAAAUUUAUGAUGUGUCAUGAUGAACGCCAGGAUUCUUCGGGAAACACAAGACUGAUGAGCAUUCUGACAACCGAAGCAACAACCUCUGUAGGUACGUGGAAUGUUCAAAUAACCGCCAACAUGAGUACAACCUGAAUCUGCUUCAAAUAAAUGAAACCCAUUAAAUACAACAUGGACAGAUAAGACUGACUUCGGCAGAGGUGUUAUUAUAUUCCGAUUACGGAGAAAAUGCCAUAGACAAAGAUUUGCUUUGACGCUGUCCAAAGAAACACGAAAAGCACUCCUGGAUGGAAAAUUCAAGCAACCUUUAAGACGAAGAAGUUAGGGAUCAUAAUGCAUGUAGUUAAGUACUGCACCCACCAACAAUAUCAUCUCAGAUUAUAACGAUCGCUUUUCCCCGUCAUUACAGUUCAUUGUGGAGAAAUAAUCAGGAAAACCCUGAUCAUCUUGAUAAAGGGACUAAAUACGAGCAGUCUCUUAUCUUCAAAAGACUCAACACUCCUUGAAGGACACUUUUCUUUACAUGACAUCUUACUUAUGAACAUGUAAUCAGAUGUUAUUACCCUCUUAAAAUUCUUCAUAAUUAUUAUUCAACUAUUGAUAUCACCUCUAUGUCCUUCCUUUUUUCCUCAUAUCUAUCUCCCAUAUUUUUGUUCUGCAAAUUAUUCUCGUCUUGCUAUGUUCCUUUAACAUCUAGAUCAUUACACAACCUUCAUUUGACACCUACAAACCGCCAAACACUGUGAUAAAUGUGAGUUCUUUUUAUUUUUUCUGCAGAUGCAUAUAUUUAUUAAUUCACUGCGAUUGCAUAGCCUUAGUACAUGAUAUUGCCGAAAAGAGAAUUAUCUUCGCAUAAAUACCUUUAUACUUUCU